Nymphalis io (European peacock) is the source of this 1952-nucleotide messenger RNA. RefSeq names its product carboxypeptidase N subunit 2-like. Bases 49 to 1806 code for a protein of 585 amino acids. Gene Ontology annotation, molecular function: protein binding. Gene Ontology annotation, cellular component: extracellular matrix. NCBI's taxonomy places the organism in Eukaryota, Metazoa, Arthropoda, Insecta, Lepidoptera, Nymphalidae. The record is from RefSeq and is a predicted model, not a curated record. The transcript has 2 exons.
AUGAGAACGGCAAAAGUUUAUAGUGUCUCCAAAAUUUAACAGCGCGAAAUGUGUGCAGAUUUUCAUCGAAUAAGGAAUACCAGAAAAAUUGUGUUAAAAGUAUGGAUAUGUAUAACAUACAUUAUGCUGAUGAUGACUUGCGAUGGAGCCGACAUCUCCUGCCCAAGCGAAUGCUCAUGCCACGCUACGUUCGACCAAGAGGUCGAGAGUUCACUCCGUGUAGAAUGUAUCAGAGGUGACAUGAAAUCAAUCCCCGUCGACUUCUUAGACCACAAAGCCGAAAUCGUAAUAAUCUCCGCUCCACUUGGACGACCCAAUUUUCUCACAAUUGGUCCGAUUUUCACCCAACCGACGCCUUUUGUCAAUCUACGCGAACUUCACAUUGUAAAUUCAAAUGUCCCUUCCAUUGGGCAGUACUCCUUUUGGGGUCUUCAAAAUUUGAGACUUGUAAAUCUUACGCAUAAUAAUCUUACAAGUAUAGGAGCUGACAAUUUCCGUGGCCUUAUAAACCUCACUGAGCUAUAUCUCGACUUUAACAGUAUUGAACAAAUGCCUAGUGAAACUUUUAGGCAUUUGACCGCUCUAAAGAUUCUUAACCUAGCACACAAUCAAAUUUCUACUUUAGGACCGAGGUUAUUUCGUAUGCUAGCAAAACUCAUCUUUUUAGAUUUGAGUUAUAACCCCUUGACCGAUUUGAAUCCAGAAGUUUUUAAAGAUAUACAACAUCUACGAAUUUUUAAAUGCCGUCGUUGCUUAUUACGAAGAGUAAACACACAAAUAUAUCACUUGGUUCCUCAUUUGGACGAACUGGACUUGGGUGAAAAUCAAUUUAAAUAUUUGACAUCCGAUGAGUUUAUAAGCUUAAAAAAAUUAAAAAAACUUAAGUUGGAUGGGAAUCAGUUAUCAGUGAUUGUCGACAAUAUGUUUGGGAGGAAUCGGGAAUUACGAACGCUUUCAUUGGCACGCAAUCGUCUCGCCCUGCUGGCGCCCGCUGCCCUCACAAAUUUAACAGCUCUAGUGCAUCUGGAUAUAAGCCACAACAAAAUUGAUAGGUUCCACUUGCAAACGUUCGCUCCUGUUGUUGAUUCUUUGAAAACCAUAAACUUCAGUGGAAAUAACUUACCACUUAGUGAAAUCGCUAUUGUUCUACAAAUAUUACCAGAAAUACAUGGCAUCGGAUUAGCAAAUUUAUCACUAAUCGACAUACCACUGAAUUUUUUCACAUACAAUGAACAUUUAAUAGCAUUGGAUAUAUCCUGGAAUAAAAUAACUACUUUUCCUUACAAACUUCUCACGAAAACAAAAUUUUUACAACGACUUGACAUAUCGAGAAAUAGACUACAUACCCUAAAUGAAGAAGACUUACAGAGAUUAGAAGCAAUACCGUACGUUGACUUAUCGAGGAAUCACUGGCGAUGCGAUCAAUGUUCAGCUGAUACCAUGCUGGUGUAUAUGACAACAACUGUUCUUAAUAUGACAAUUCGCCAAUUGAAAUGUCAUUCACCGUUACGACUUCACGGCGUAUCGUUUGGGGAUCUCACAGUCGAUGGCUUAGAGCUUUGCGCGACAACCCAUGAAGCUCAAAUGAGUGUAAUUGCUGGGCUCAUGUUAUUGUGCGUAGCAAUACUCGCAGCUGUUACAACAGCGCUAUGUUGUUCUCGACGCCGUGCAGCACAAUACUAUACAAACGAGGAGAAACGACGAGGACACGAGCAUGAACAUCCUGAAGAGCUUCUUGGUCGAACGGAUUUGGGUAGUGUUGCAACAAUCCACGCGCCAGUGCAUUUGGUAACCAAGAGUAGCUAACAUCGCGCUCCCACUCCGCCGGUGCCCAGGCGCGCUCGCCGAGUGCCUAUUUCCUCAAUUCAAUCCGACUCAGCUACUCUCCAAUCUGCUCCACUUCGACACAUUUCUACGAAUUUCUCGAGUGUCCCGAAAGACAUUAUAUGAUA